This is a messenger RNA of Peromyscus leucopus (white-footed mouse), 7124 nucleotides long. It is a transcript of the gene Trim2, whose product is annotated as tripartite motif containing 2. The record is from RefSeq and is a predicted model, not a curated record. The transcript has 12 exons. NCBI's taxonomy places the organism in Eukaryota, Metazoa, Chordata, Mammalia, Rodentia, Cricetidae. Gene Ontology annotation, biological process: protein polyubiquitination; proteasome-mediated ubiquitin-dependent protein catabolic process; negative regulation of translation. Gene Ontology annotation, molecular function: protein binding; translation repressor activity; ubiquitin protein ligase activity. Bases 512 to 2758 code for a protein of 748 amino acids.
CCGCAGUAGACCUGAAAACCCAGCCAGCCGCGGAUUGGCGCAUCCCAGCUGCGGCCGCCUUAGUCAUCCGAGUGGUUCUGGAACUGGGCACCAACUUGCGUGUUUGUCCCCGGCUCUUUGUGCGCCGAUCUGCUGUGGCGUGGGCUCUGGCAUCUAAUCCAGGAUUUGCCUCUGCGCGAGGCUUAUGGAAGACAGAUGUCUCGCCGCUCUGGGACUGAGCACAGAAUGGAAGUGACCCAGAGGGGAGCUGCCUGGCACCGACGACACGGAGGGAAGGCCCCGGCAAGGCCCGCGGGGCCAGCUCUGUUCCUCGCGUCGGUUCUCUCGGCUGAGCCUGCAGCGUAGACGGAGUCCCGCGAGCCAGCGAGCGGUGUGACCUUGAGACGGCGUGGGGCGGGAGAGCGGGAGCCGGGAACUGCGGCCACCUGAGGUCGGGGCGCAAGCAGCAGCCGCGAGGGUCGCGCAGCGUGCAGGGUCGAGGACAGCCGGCCCCCCAUGUCAGUGGUCUAGGAUGGCCAGUGAGGGCGCCAGCAUCCCAAGUCCUGUGGUGCGCCAGAUUGACAAGCAGUUUCUGAUCUGCAGUAUAUGCCUGGAACGGUACAAGAACCCCAAGGUCCUGCCCUGUCUGCACACUUUCUGCGAGAGGUGCCUGCAGAACUACAUUCCAGCCCACAGCUUAACCCUCUCCUGCCCGGUGUGUCGCCAGACCUCCAUCCUGCCUGAGAAAGGGGUGGCUGCAUUGCAGAACAACUUCUUUAUCACAAACCUCAUGGACGUGCUGCAGCGAACGCCCGGCAGCAAUGGCGAGGACUCUUCCAUCCUGGAGACGGUCACCGCUGUGGCUGCAGGAAAGCCGCUUUCGUGCCCAAACCAUGAUGGGAAUGUGAUGGAAUUCUACUGCCAGUCCUGUGAGACGGCCAUGUGUCGGGAGUGCACCGAGGGGGAGCAUGCGGAGCACCCCACCGUACCCCUGAAGGAUGUGGUAGAACAGCACAAGGCCUCACUCCAGGUCCAGCUGGAUGCAGUCAACAAAAGACUCCCAGAAAUAGAUUCUGCUCUUCAGUUCAUCUCAGAAAUCAUCCAUCAGUUAACCAACCAAAAGGCCAGCAUCGUAGAUGACAUCCACUCCACCUUUGAUGAGCUGCAGAAGACUUUAAAUGUUCGCAAGAGCGUGCUGCUCAUGGAGCUGGAGGUCAACUAUGGCCUCAAACACAAAGUGCUGCAGUCGCAGCUGGAUACCCUGCUCCAAGGCCAGGAGAGCAUUAAGAGCUGCAGCAACUUCACGGCGCAGGCCCUCAACCAUGGCACGGAGACGGAGGUGCUGCUGGUGAAGAAGCAGAUGAGCGAGAAGCUGAACGAACUGGCGGACCAGGACUUCCCCCUGCACCCGCGCGAGAACGACCAACUGGAUUUCAUCGUGGAAACCGAGGGACUGAAGAAGUCCAUCCACAACCUAGGGACCAUCCUCACCACGAACGCUGUCGCCUCGGAGACGGUGGCCACGGGCGAGGGGCUUCGGCAGACCAUCAUCGGGCAGCCCAUGUCCGUCACCAUAACCACGAAAGACAAAGACGGAGAGCUCUGCAAGACAGGCAACGCGUACCUCACCGCCGAGCUCAGCACCCCCGACGGCAGCGUGGCGGACGGAGAGAUCCUGGACAAUAAGAACGGCACCUACGAGUUCCUGUACACCGUGCAGAAGGAGGGGGACUUCACCCUGUCCCUCAGGCUCUACGACCAGCACAUCCGAGGCAGCCCGUUCAAACUCAAGGUCAUCCGCUCUGCCGAUGUGUCCCCCACCACCGAGGGCGUGAAGCGGCGCGUCAAGUCCCCCGGGAGCGGCCACGUCAAGCAGAAGGCUGUGAAGAGACCCGCCAGCAUGUACAGCACCGGCAAGCGAAAAGAGAACCCCAUCGAGGACGACCUGAUCUUCCGAGUGGGCACCAAAGGAAGAAAUAAAGGAGAAUUUACAAACCUUCAAGGUGUAGCUGCAUCUACGAGUGGAAAGAUAUUAAUUGCAGAUAGUAACAACCAGUGUGUGCAGAUAUUUUCCAACGAUGGGCAAUUCAAAAGUCGUUUUGGCAUCCGAGGACGAUCACCCGGACAGCUACAGCGGCCCACUGGGGUAGCAGUGCACCCUAGUGGGGACAUUAUCAUCGCAGAUUACGAUAACAAGUGGGUUAGCAUUUUCUCCAGUGACGGGAAGUUUAAGACAAAAAUUGGAUCGGGAAAACUGAUGGGGCCCAAAGGAGUCUCUGUGGACCGCAACGGGCACAUUAUUGUGGUGGACAACAAGGCGUGCUGCGUGUUCAUCUUCCAGCCGAACGGGAAGAUAGUCACCAGGUUUGGUAGCCGAGGAAAUGGGGACAGGCAGUUUGCAGGUACACUCGAUGGUCCCCAUUUUGCAGCUGUCAAUAGCAAUAAUGAGAUCAUCGUUACAGAUUUCCACAAUCAUUCUGUCAAGGUAUUUAAUCAGGAAGGAGAAUUCAUGUUGAAGUUCGGCUCCAAUGGAGAAGGAAACGGGCAGUUUAACGCGCCAACAGGAGUAGCGGUGGACUCGAACGGAAACAUCAUUGUGGCGGACUGGGGCAACAGCAGGAUCCAGGUUUUUGAUGGGAGUGGAUCAUUUUUGUCCUAUAUCAACACAUCGGCUGACCCCCUCUACGGCCCCCAAGGCCUGGCCCUAACUUCAGAUGGCCAUGUUGUGGUUGCAGACUCUGGAAACCACUGUUUCAAGGUCUAUCGGUACUUACAGUAACAGCGGACAGCCCUGCACUGAGGUCUUGCACUAGAAACUGGAACAGAGUUUUCAAUGUGGGACCAGAUUACAAUAGGACUUUUCAUACUAGGAAGAACCUCUGGUGAACUUUCCAAGGUUAUUUCUGAAUGUAACAAUUUCCUUAAAAACUGCUUAUCCAAUUUCCGUAAUUCACUUUUAGGAUUUAAAAAGAAUCUCUUCUAUUGAAUCUAUACAAACUGCAAAGUUUUACACCUGUGAACUAUGGCUCAUAGGACAGGGAUUUAUGUAGUUAAACUAAUUUUGCAAAUCAGACAUUAAAAAGAAUUAGCAUAUCUGUUGACCAGUGAAUGAAUGGUAGCCUUUGCAUCGAGCUUCCAAGAACAAAACUUGUAGUUACCUAUUUUAUUUAACUUCGGUCACAAGACCCAAGGGACCUUCUAACCUCACUUUUACAGUAGAUGUUAUUACUCUGAUGACAUUUUUUUUGUUUUUGUUUUUGGUUAUCAACAACCAUAUAUAAAUGACUUUAGAAAACUCUAAGGCUGUCUUGCAAGAUCCUCCCAGCUCUGACUCAGGGCCCUCUUGAGUUGAGCCCAUCAGAAUCAAUGCAAAUUUCCCAACCUUUCUGGGUUUGAUCAAAGAUCUUUUUUUGUGUGUUCUCCUUACCUUCUCUUUCUGCUCACCUUGCAUCAGAAAAUGAAAUAUAUUUUCAGGAAAGCCUGAAAUUCCCGAUGCUUUGGAAGGCAUAUGGCAAAAGCAAGGGGGACCCUUUGGUUGCUAGCCUCAGAUCCACACACUGGAAUGUAACCACGAGAACUCAUGUUCAUGCGCCAUGUGUUCACAUGUCUUUCCUCUUCCACAUCACGAAAGCGAAAGCUUUACCUCCUGCAGAAUGUCAGCACAUGUAGUCGGACGCCAGUGUCCUAGGACAGAGAGCCAUAAGCAGCCCUUUGGAGGACAAGAUGGUGUGAACCAAAGGCAUGUGAUUGAUUAAUGAUUUCCCCUUAGAGAGCAAGUGUUACCAAAGUUCUGUUGAGCAUUACAGGUAUGGGCAUGUUAUGGUUAUUUAUCAUUGUUUAAUGAAUAGUAGAGGCAUUAAGGGACAAGUAUACAUGGUUAGGGUAAGAUAGAAAUGUAUUAUACAUAUUAUAUAAGUAUAUAUAUAUAUAUAGUUGAAUCCUUGGUGUGUGGAAAUGGGCAGCACUCUGACAGACAGAAGCAUUGCCCAGUCAUCCUUCAGCACAUUCCCUGGCUGCUGCAAUCUGAAGCCGUCCUUGCGAAAGGAGCCCCACAGCGAGUGUAAACGUUGCCACUUUCCAGCAUGAUGGUGAUGCCCGCCUUCCAGGCAGCAAAUGGCCUUCUUUUGCUUUCAAAAAAAAAAAAAAAAGGAAGAAAGACAAAAGAAAAAGACGUCUUGAAAAACUGAGUUUGAGUUACCUUUAAGUAUAAAUGCAUUUUUUGAGAAACAUUACCUGUCAUGGAUACUAUAAAAUAAGACAUGGUCUGUUUCCACUGAUGGAUUUUUCUACUCAGUUCUACCAAACAGGAAAAUUGUGUUUGACGUGUUUGAUGAUGACUUUGGGAUUUCUUUCAUUGAAAGCACCUUAGAUAUUUACUGUAAGAAAACACUUCCCUUACACACAUAUGACGGUGUUUAUGGCUUGUUAUCUUAAAAUUCUAAUGUUCUUGAUACAGGAGUGUUACAAAAUUUAGAAGGGAAAUCUAGCUACCUCCAAUGAUCUAUUUAAUUUAUUAUGUCCACAUCAACAUCUGGGGGGGGGGGACGACUUUAUUUUCAGAAGACUUACAUUUGGAUUUAGCUUGUUAUUAUUUUAGUUCUGUAGAGUUUUAAAAAUUCAAGCCUGUCUGAGAUUAGACAUAAAAUUCAAUACCAGUUUAAGAAGUGAUAAAUUAAGACUACUUCUGAAUACCAUGGAAUAAGCCUUUGAGUUUAUGUUUUGAUUUUUUUUUUCUUCAUUUUGGGGAUGGAACCCUUGGCCUCAGAAAUACUUAAGCAAGAACUCUACAGCUAGGCUGCUCCUGCAGCCCAAGCAUUUGGCAUGAACUUCAAUAUUUGCAUCUGCAGACUUCCUGCCAGGGGCCAGGAAUGCAUCUAGGCACUGGGACCUGAGGGACGUGUGAGAGAGACAGGCAUCUCUGUCCUCUUACAGCUUAUAUUCUGGCGAGGGGAUUUUGUAGUGCUGUUUAUUAAUAGUCUACCUGCAGAUUAUUUCUGGGCUAUUUAAAAGAAAGGGUUUUUUUAAAUGAGUAAAUUAAUUUUAGUUAAUUUUCACAAGCAGAAAACAUUUUUUCAAAGAGUUUGCCACAGGUUUUUUGUUGUUGUUGUUGUUUUUUUCUUGGAAUGGAAUCCAGGGCCUCAGACAUGCUAGGCACAUGCUCUACAACUGACAUGUGCCUUCAGAUUGCAACUAUUAAUUUGAAAAUGAAUUUACGGAAUGAGUUUUUUUUUUGUGCAACACUGAGCUAUUCGUGACCUGAGAAAUUAACUCACAAACCAAUCAGUCUCAUAUAUAAAAUAUAUCAGGCUUGGUAUCUCAGUAGGAAAUAAUACAAAUUAAGGUGUCUUUUAAAUACAUGAAUAUUGGUACAAACUGGAAUGAAAGAAUAUUUAAUUUAGAUCUGUUUCACCAUCAGCUACUAAAGCACCCGCUGUGGGCACUCCAGCAAACACUACAUUCUGCAUUUGGGUAUGUGUGUGCACUUACUGUAUUUCUUCAUGGUAAGCAUAUUUUUUGGGGGAAAGUGCUGCUGCUAAGACACAAAUAGACAAGAUAGAAAUGAAAUCUUGUCUCAUUUGACGGGAAUGGUUUCUGGUAAACUAAGAAGGAUUAUUAGGACUAAGUGGUUUUUUUUGUUCUAGGCUGCUGUUACUGUUAUUUAUCUCUGUCAACUGUAUAGAACCCGUUACACACUCAUGAUACAUAGCACGGAGAAGAAAGUAAGCAUUCAAAUUUCCCUUGGGCACUAAGGACAAAAAUAGCUUCAGUUAGGUUUUAUAGGUUAAUGACAGUGUGUCUUCUCCGACAUAAACCUCCCCUGCUGGACACGGGGUGGUAGGGAGUCACUUGACCAUCCAGAAACACACUACUAGAAAGCCUUUAGGACUGUGUGUCAGUUUUUUAACGAUGUGUAAGAUUUUGAUGAAACUUUAGUCUCCACGACUAAACAAGCCCCUGAGUCUCCUAAACGUGACAAAAUUUGAGGCAAUAAGUACGCCUGGUCCAUGCAGUUGCUGCACACCUGCUCCCACUACGUGUACAGGGUAUGUAUGUCCUCACAGGGAAGGAACUGGAAGAGCAGUACGUUACCAGGUAUAUGGAGCCUCACUCGAAAGGGUUAGCAUAAAUGCUUUGGUAAUACCUACGGAGGAAACUGGAGAGAGCAGACCAACACCAGGUCAUCUGUAGACCACUUCAAAUGGGAAAAGUCUCGGUGUGCAUUCGGACUCUGUGACAGCCUCUCUAUUCACCAGCUCCUGAAAAGGGAAGAGGGAAGUUUUUGGUGAGUAUUUUUAAAACAAGACCUUUCCAAGUAGGAUAAAGUUGAAGCUUUCUGAUGCAAACCUUAUCUAAUUCCCCUUAAAAUCGAUAAAGUCCUAAUACCGUUACUUUCUGUAAAUGUUGCAGGGUUUUAAAAUUUACAAUUAUUUUAAUAUUUUUGAUAACUAGGAAUCUAGUAUUGCCAUAAAGGAAACGAAGUGCCCAUUAAAAAUUUGUUUGGUAUAAAUAAAUAUGCUUUUUUUUUUUUUGGUUUUGUUUUAAAAAUGACAGUAAGCUACAAAUCACGAAGCUAAUCUUCAAAACACUUUCUAAUGAUGUACUGUGUGGUAGCUGAUUGUGUGGUCUGUUUGUGGAGAAUGUGUGGAUGCUAUUCAUUGAUAUUCUAGAGGAGAUUAAUCAUCAGCUAUGUUGUUCCAAUGAAUGUACAGCACUUCCAUUCACUUUUGAAAGCAACACAGCCUUAACCUUGACGCUUUUGCUUUACAACAUGGGAUGUUGUGUCAACCGAGUAUGCGCUCCUAACAUUCUUUCGAUCAUUCCCAACUGUGCAGCCUUCCGAGCCUGCCCAUGAGUAUGAAGGCUGCUCGUUUCCCUUUUGUUCCUUUGAAGAUUUUGUACAUUCCACCUUUACAGAUCUGUUUCAUACAUUUUGUGUAUAGGACACUGGUCUUGUGCUCUUUGCCAUCCAUUAAUGAUAUAGCCUCCUCAUAUGUUCUUUUAUGAAUCCGAAUGCUGACUGCCUAUUUAAACAGAAGAAUGGACGCUGUGCAUCAAUGUGUUUGUAUGUUCGUAGCUACAUACGUACCACAGUAUUUUGGAUGCUUUAGUCUAUAAUAAAACUUUAAAUUAAUUCUGUCUUGAAA